GCGCAGGCCCGCGCCACUUUCAUCCUCUCCCAGUAUCCACGGCCACGGGCUCGCACGCAGUCGCCGCCGCCCUGCCCGUCUCCUUCCUGUCGUCUCCCCUUCUCCAAUCGCUUCCCGAUCCCAGCCAAUAUCUCAGACGGAAUCGAUCCAAAGCUAUCCUAGGGUUCCGCCGUCCCGUCCAGAUCCGGGCUCGUCGAUGGGGAAGGAGGGCGUGGCGGCGGGGCCGGCGGCGGAGGGGAGUAAAUCGCGGUCGGAGUGUAUCAACUCGUCCAACCCGUACCACGAGUGCUCCGACUACUGCCUCCGCAAGAUCGCCGAGGCCAGGCAGCGCCUCGACGACGAGCUCCCUGACUCGUGGAAGCGCCCGCCCGAGCAGCGCACCGUCCACCCGGACUGCAUCAAUGCCUCCAACCCUUACCACGAGUGCUCCGACUACUGCUUCAAGCGCAUCGCCGACGCUAAAUCCCCUGCCUGCGGUGCGGGGCUGGAGCGUGAGGAGCGACAGCCACCAGCUGAUGUGUUUGCCGCCGCCGGCAUGUCUGAUGCCGUGGAGCAGCAUCGGCCUAUAGAUAACGAUUCCGACGAACAGGAGGGCGCAGGUCCGGAUGACGGCUACCCGCAGAUGACGGAGAAGCAGAAGAAGUUGUUCGAGCUGCGGCUUAAGAUGAAUGAAGCACGGAAAGCGAACCAGCAGGCGAUGGUUGCCGAGAAGAAAAGGAUGGAGCCUCGUGGCGAGAGCCGAGGUGUUUCUAAGCAGAAGUGGUUAGACGACAGGAAGAAGAAGAUUGGGAAGCUGCUGGACUCGAAUGGGCUUGAUAUGAAAAUGGCGUACAUGCUCGACACGCAGGAGACUGCAGAAGCCAAGUACAAGAAGUGGGAGAAGGAACCUGCUCCAUAUGGGUGGGAUGUUUUCAAUCAAAAGACCUUGUAUGACGCAUACAAGAAGAGGACCAAGAACAUAGAAGUUGACAUGGAGUCUUACAAUAAAGCCAAAGAAGCUGAUCCUGAAUUCUACCGCGACGCCUCAAGUCUCCAGUAUGGGAAGGUGUCCAAUGUCCCAGAAGAAAACAUCGACAAGAUGGUAAAGGAACUCAGGGAGCGGGAAGAGAAGCGGAAAUCGUUCAGCAGGAGGCGCAAGUUCAACGAAGACAAGGACAUUGACUCCAUCAAUGACCGGAACGAGCACUUCAACAAGAAGGUUGAGCGUGCCUUCGGCAAGUACACGCUCGAGAUCAAGAACAACCUCGAAAGAGGUACUGCGCUGCCGGACUAAUAAAACCUUACACGGCAGCUAUCUUCGACCGUUUUUCAAGCUAACCAGUCGACUAGAGGCGUGUGUCCCUGCUGCUGUUUUCCUUUUCGCACGGUUACUUGUAUGCUUGUAACUUAACUUGAGGCCACAGUUCCAUUGUGACUUGUAACAAAACCUGGACUGGGUUGUGUAAUGACGCGAGGCUGAAGCAAACAUUUGUGUAUGCAUGUGAGUUGUCAA
This is a messenger RNA of Zea mays, 1492 nucleotides long. RefSeq lists its product as uncharacterized. Bases 197 to 1273 code for a protein of 358 amino acids. Gene Ontology annotation, cellular component: catalytic step 2 spliceosome; Prp19 complex; post-mRNA release spliceosomal complex. Lineage: Eukaryota; Viridiplantae; Streptophyta; Magnoliopsida; Poales; Poaceae. The transcript has 5 exons. The record is from RefSeq and is a predicted model, not a curated record.